ACUGUUCCUCUCCUUUCGCCUGCUCUCUUUCUAGACUUGUCUGCCCCACUUUCACGUGACGAACUUCAAAACAUCAUUCACUCACUUCAAGUUCCAGACAACCUUCACAACAUUUCACUAGACCUCAGUUUUUGUCACAAACAGUGCGCGAAGAAAACGAAAAAAUCUUUCACUGUAUCUGCGCACUUAUCAGUCCGCUCAAGCAUCUUACGCGGGGCUUUUUCGGCGCGCCCUAAUCCAUACAUAGUGAUACAAUUCGACUCAUAAUGCCAAGAACUGUCGAACACAAUAAGAGCGCAGGCCCGCCGACUAUGGAUGCGCCCAGUAUCUGACCAAGAGAUAGUGCGAUGGAAGGUCAAUUAGACAUUUUUGGACAGCAAUCAUUCUUCACGAUAAAUACGCAGAUAUGCUUCGCCUUCACGACAAGCGACACCUCAUCCCACGAAACGAUAGUCGGGAUGCUGAACAAUGGGCUCGCGAGAUUAUCUGCGGCCUUCCCGUGGCUAGCAUGCGAUGUCGUUAACGAGGGCUCAGGGAACGGUAGCACAGGCGUAUACAAGUUCAAGGCGUCAGCAGGCGCGCACGCUGUCGUCGUAAAGGAUCUCAGUCGCGAUACCUCAAUACCAACAAUGGACAGUUUUGUGCGUGCUGGGUUUCCGAUAUCCAUGCUAGAUGAAGAGAUGGUCGCACCUCGCAAGACGUUUACAGACCAGACCCACUCAAAAUCAGCACCGGCUUUCCUUAUUCAAGCCACUUUCAUUCCCGGGGGCCUCCUGCUGACGUUUCUCGCACAACAUAAUACCAUGGAUAUGACCGGUCAAGCGCACAUGAUACGCCUCUUUUCCAAGGCUUGCUGCGGUGCCCAGUUCACAAGCGACGAGCUUUUCCAUGGCAAUAUCGAGCGACAUAAUAUCGUCCCCUUGCUGGAAGAUUCAUAUAUUCCCGGUCCGGAGCUCGAUCGCCAUAUCGUAAAGUCCAGUACAGAAAGUCCGGCUUCAGACCAAAUGUCAUCACCACGGCCGAACUACGUGUGGGCUUACUUCGGUUUUUCUUCCAGGUCACUUGCAGCCCUCAAAUCGAUCGCGACGGAGUCAGUGACCGCCCCCGCGUACAUAUCUACCGAUGAUGCCCUGACUGCCUUAAUCUGGCAAUCUGUUCAACGAGCUCGUCUACCACGUCUUCAGCCCGCUGCUAGAUCGUCGAUAGCCCGUGCCAUUGAUGUACGAUCGGUACUUAAAAUCUCGCCUUUGUACCCGGGGCCGAUACAAGACAGCGCAUACACUACGAUCUCGCUUGAAACAUUAGUGUCAAGGCCCUUGGGAACUAUCGCUCUGCACCUCCGAUCAGCACUAGAUCCUGCAUCAGUCGAGUUUCAUGCUCGCGCCGUUGCGACUUUCCUCAGCCGUACAGCAAAUAAAGCCAUCUUCUCUUCCACGGCCGACUUUGACAUGUCGAGAGACUUGAUACUCAGUUCAUGGUCAAAGGUACAGACUUCCGAUUUGGACUUCGGCCUUGGGCUCGGCAGACCCAAAGCCGUUCGGAGGCCGCGUUUCAAGGCAUUGGAAGGGUUGGUUUUCCUUAUGCCGAAGUCGCUGGAAGAGGAUGUGGCAGCCGCGAUAUGCUUGAGAGAAGAAGAUAUGAACCGGCUGAAAACGGACGCUUACUUCGGUACAUAUGCACAGUACAUAGGAUGACGAUGAUAGCUAGUGUAUCUCUGAAGGAUUGCGAUGUACAUUUAGUCUAUCAAGUCACUUGUUUAAAAUCUACUUCAGUGAUACUUCUUUGCUGGGACAGAAGGCGCAAUGACAAAGUCGCUGUGCUCUCAUUCCCAACAGAUGUCCUCGGCGUGC
Alternaria alternata is the source of this 1850-nucleotide messenger RNA. RefSeq lists its product as hypothetical. The transcript has a single exon. The coding region runs from base 348 to 1694 and encodes 448 amino acids. NCBI's taxonomy places the organism in Eukaryota, Fungi, Ascomycota, Dothideomycetes, Pleosporales, Pleosporaceae. The record is from RefSeq and is a predicted model, not a curated record.